This is a messenger RNA of Peniophora sp. CBMAI 1063, 1731 nucleotides long. The record is from the annotation of a GenBank genome assembly. NCBI's taxonomy places the organism in Eukaryota, Fungi, Basidiomycota, Agaricomycetes, Russulales, Peniophoraceae.
AUGGCCGCCAAUGGCACACCAAGUUACUACCAGAAUGCGAUGGCCCAAAUCGAAGCGAAAUCCCCAUAUCCUCAGACACGAGAUCUUCCUGAAGAGAUCAACACCACGGCUCGCCAGGUCCCGUCCGUCCGUCCUCCCGCCACAUUCCUCCCCACCGACGACCAGUUGUUUGCCACGGAUUCGCGUGGACGGCGAAAGCCCAAUCACGAGUUCAUCCGUGAACACUUCUUGCGCGAAGGACGACUACGCGAAGAACAUGUCAUGUCGAUCUUGCGCCAGGCCACUGAUUUGUUGUCAUCGGAGGCGAAUGUGUUGAAGGUGAAGAGUCCAGUUACAGUGGUUGGUGAUAUACACGGUCAAUAUUAUGACUUGAUGAAGAUCUUCGAGGUCGGAGGAAGCUGGAACGACAACAACUAUCUCUUCCUCGGUGACUACGUUGAUCGUGGAUGCUUCGGUAUCGAGUGUUUAUUGUACCUCUACGUGCUGAAGUUAUGGUAUCCCGAGAAGAUCUUCCUCAUGCGAGGAAACCACGAGUGUGCACAUCUCACGGAGUAUUUCACGUUCAAGCGCGAAUGCCUACACAAAUAUUCCGAAAAGGUGUAUCAGGCGUGUUGCGAGUCAUUCAACGCUCUGCCCAUAGCUGCGCUUCUGGACAGCAAGUUCUUCUGUGUGCACGGAGGAAUCUCGCCGGAGUUGAACACGCUCUCUGAUCUGGACCGCCUCAACCGCUUUCAAGAGCCCGGUAGCUUCGGUCUAUUGUGUGAUCUUCUAUGGUCAGAUCCUAUCCCGAACUUCGGGCAUGAGACCGAACCCAGCCAGAAUGGACCAGGCGUUGCGCCUGGUACUCUCUGGCUGAAUAACGAUGUCCGCGGCUGUUCAUACUUCUUCACAUAUGAAGCUGUCAUCAAGUUCCUCGAGAGGAAUAACCUUCUCGGCGUCAUUCGCGGUCACGAAGCACAGGAUGCUGGAUACACCAUGUUCCGCAAGACGCCUACAAAGAAGUUUCCCUCAGUCAUCACUGUCUUCUCUGCGCCGAACUACCUCGACGUCUACCACAACCGUGGCGCCGUGCUCAAGUAUGCGAACAAGAACAUCACGAUCCGGCAAUAUCACGCUCGCCCACAUCCCUACUGGCUACCCAACUUUAUGGACGCUUUCACAUGGAGUCUGCCGUUCGUCGGGCAAAAGAUUGUCGAUGCGUUGCUCGCUAUUCUGAAGGUAUGCUCCGAGGAAGAGCUGGAGGAUAUUUCUUCGGAUGAGGAAGAGGCAGAAGGUGCCGGUGCUGCGUCUGAGUCGGAUCUCGCCGCUCGCAGGCAAGAGAUCAAGAACAAGAUCCUCGUCGUGGGCAAGAUGCAACGACUCUUCCAGAUUCUUCGCUUCGACGAUGCUCGCCGUUUCGAUGUGGCCAACGAGCGCUUGCCCGAGCAACCACCCGCGCCUACGGCGUACCCUGGUCUUGCUGCGCCGUCUAUGCGCGCUCCUCUUAUGACCCACUUGCAACAAAGAGCGGGUACGCCAACUCGCAGCGGCGCAUCCACUCCCUCGGAAGAGGCCAGUACCACUCCGACGGAUGUACCAGGCGCGUGGCCGGGUACUAUGGAGGAACUCAUACGGCGCACUCUGAACGAUGACGACGAAGGUGGCGUAGUCGAACGCCUCGCGGAACGCAUCUCGCGCUCUCGCAGGCCAACAGGGAAGCCUCGCCCAUUAAAGAGGCAUGAAACGACUUGA